Diachasmimorpha longicaudata is the source of this 1530-nucleotide messenger RNA. Its product is annotated as palmitoyltransferase ZDHHC22-like. Gene Ontology annotation, cellular component: Golgi apparatus. Lineage: Eukaryota; Metazoa; Arthropoda; Insecta; Hymenoptera; Braconidae. Gene Ontology annotation, biological process: protein palmitoylation. The coding region runs from base 391 to 1206 and encodes 271 amino acids. Gene Ontology annotation, molecular function: palmitoyltransferase activity. The record is from RefSeq and is a predicted model, not a curated record. The transcript is spliced from 3 exons.
UUUAGAUGGAAAUAUGUUGGUCUGUUAUCUAAAUGUCGAAUAGGGACACGUUUUUAUGGCGAAUGUUUUUCGGAUCCCAACAUGAUUAUGGAGUGCGAUAAAGGCGUUAGUGAAAAUGACUCAAUGAACAUCAUAAUGAAUGUAAAAUAUUUGGCUCUAAAAAAUCACUUUGUUAAUUGUUCAGAAAGGCAUAGUCCAAUAGAAUGUUUAAAGGACAGACAUCAGGAUGUCUCUGCAGUUCGAUAGAAAAAAAAAUCCCCCUCAUAUCGCAUUGACGAUGAAAACAUGAAUUAUGGACUUCAGUUGAAUGGAAACACCCAAAUAACUGGUGUAACAGUAUUUUACCCAUCCAGAAGAUUCACUUGCUGAAUUUACAAUGUAACGAAAAAAAUGGAGAAACUCAAACCAGGAACAUUUUACGAAGUGGCCUACAAGAUCUGCCCUGUAUUGGCGUUAGUCUUUAGCUUCCUGGUGACAGUAACGACCUUGUACCUCAACGAGAGUCUCUCUCUCCCCUUCAUAUUCAUCUCCAUUCAAGUCUACCUCAACUGGUACUCGAUAUAUGCAGUAAGCAACAAUGCCACAACAAUGCGAGAUAAUUACACAAAUAAUGAGCGGAUUUCUAGCGUAGUUAUUCGAAUAACUGACGAGGAAGAUUCAGCACUCAAGUUGAAAUACUGGUAUUGCGAGAAGUGCGCCCAUUACACGUGUCGACCAACCCAGCACUGCAGAGCCUGCAAGAAGUGUUUUCAUUUUCGAGAUCAUCACUGUUUUUUCAUUGGCGGUUGUAUUCUUGAACCCAACAUGGGGAACUUCAUUUUGAUAUGCUUCCACACAUCAUUAGCCUGCAUUUACUCCUCCACGAUUAUCGGUCCUUACAUUUACGAGAGUUUGAGUGAAGUUAUUGGGGAAAAUUCUACGACUUUCACGGUUUUUCUGAACUUCUGCUUUCCUGUCGCCCUUGCGAGGUUCUUAAUUACAGGACAGGGAAGUUGUUUGUUAUUUGUCGUUCUCUUUGAUACCUUAAUUUCAGUUUCCAUUGCAUGUUUUUUGUACGGAAGUUGGAAAUUGUUCAGCUGCUUGAGUGGGAAACAGAGGUAUUAUCCUCACAUAGCUAGGAAACAGGAGUUGAAAGAGAUUUUUGGAAGCUAUGGUGCUUGGAAUCUCAUUUUUCCCUAUAAUGGCCUUCUGAGGGGUCAAUAUUAAGGUAAAAGGUAUUUGUUGAGAGAUUUGACUAUUUUACUGGGAUUAAAAAUUAAAGCUCUAAACGUUCAGUGAGGAGAGGGGAACUAGGUAGCAAUAUUCCUGGCUAAAUGAUCCUUUUCCGGAUACCAAAGAAAUAAAUUGAAAAAUAACGAAGUUGACUACUGCUCAUGAAGAAUUUUGAAAAAAAUUAAUUGAAUUUAAUUGUUGAUCUCCAGAACUUCACCUCUAAAUAAGGCAAAAUAUUGUAGAAUUAAGUCUGAUGUAUUUAUUUCAUGUUUUAUAUGACAUUAUAUCAAUAAAAACUGUGAUCAGUUUUCUCCCGUU